Messenger RNA from Ipomoea nil (Japanese morning glory), 786 nucleotides. RefSeq lists its product as uncharacterized. The record is from RefSeq and is a predicted model, not a curated record. The transcript is spliced from 2 exons. The coding region runs from base 1 to 786 and encodes 261 amino acids. Gene Ontology annotation, molecular function: protein dimerization activity. NCBI's taxonomy places the organism in Eukaryota, Viridiplantae, Streptophyta, Magnoliopsida, Solanales, Convolvulaceae.
AUGAGAACCUAUACAAAGAAACGUGACAUAGUUAGGCCAGGUGUGACUAGGUUUGCUUCUGCAUUUCUAACUUUGCAGAGUUUACUUGCUAAGAAAAUUGAAUUAAGGGCUACGUUUACAAGCAAUGAAUGGGAGGAAUGUAAGUUUGCCAACACAGUUAAAGGGAAAGCUUCCUAUGCUACUGUCUUGAAUAUUUCAUUUUGGCAAGGGGUUACAUUAUGCUUGAAUAUUUUUGCACCGUUGGUGAAGGUGCUUCGUAUUGUUGAUCAAGAUAAGAAACCUUCAAUGGGAUUUGUUUAUGGUGAGCUUAUGCAAGCCAAAGAGGACAUUAAGAAGGCAUUCAAUGAAGUGGUAAGAAACUAUGAGCCUAUUAUUAAGAUAGUCGAAGAAAAGAUGAGCAAUAGGCUAGAUUCUCCUCUUCAUUUGAUGGCUUUCAUGUUGAAUCCUUAUUAUCAUUUUAAGGAUCCUCAACUUCAUUUGGAUCUUAAUGUUUCUCUUGGAUGUAUUGAGUUUCUUGAAACAUAUUACCAUGGCGAUAUAGAAAUGCAAAACAAGGUAUUGAAUGAUGAAUUUCCCAUUUACAAGAGGAAAGAUGGUGUAUUUGGGAAGACAUUUGCGGUCAAAGGAUGUGAGACAAAUAAUGAGCGAUAUGAUCCGGCAAUGUGGUGGUCAACUUAUGGUUGGACAACUCCAAACUUGCAAACAAUUGCGAUAAAGAUUCUAUCUCUUACUUCAAGUUCAUCGGGUUGUGAAAGGAAUUCGAGUACAUUUGAAGGGGUUAGUUAA